Messenger RNA from Emiliania huxleyi CCMP1516, 1126 nucleotides. RefSeq lists its product as hypothetical. Lineage: Eukaryota; Haptophyta; Isochrysidales; Noelaerhabdaceae. The transcript has a single exon. The record is from RefSeq and is a predicted model, not a curated record. The coding region runs from base 101 to 964 and encodes 287 amino acids.
CUUGGUCCUGCAACGGUGUCUCGUGCGGAGCAGUGGUGUGCGCCCGGGGGCUGUCGCGCGAGGGUUGCAGGCGUGAGUGGGGUCCGCGGGUCCGCGCAGCAUGGCGCACAUGCUGGAGGAUCUGUAUGUCCCUGUGGAGGUGUUGGGCUGCAUUGCCUCGCACUUUGACGCCGCGGCGACUCUGCUCGCCUUUGAGUGCGCCGCCUCGUCCUGUCGGCGUGCGACUGCCGGCGCGUGGCGCAACUUGACGCUCUCGCGCUUUCCGCGCGUGGAGGAUAUCCUGCGCCUAUCUCCCAUGCCCGCUCCCUCAUUCAGAGAGCUCUUCCGCCGACAAAUCGCGGCGGCGCUGCCGCCGCCCCGGCCGAGCCUCGCCGACUUCAUCCUCAGCGUUGAGCUCUCGGUCGACGGAGAAAUGACGCACUCCUGGACAGGGCCCUACUGGGAAAGCGGCCAGGGCGAAGGCGGAGCCGCCCCGCGCCUCUGGCCCGGCGAGCCGCCGCCCUGGUUCAGGCCGUUCAUCGCGAUUAGCAAAGACAACGACCACCUUGUCUCCCGUGAUGGCGCUGAAGGGUGGGCCGUCCCAGCCGCCCUCGCCGAGGCGUACACGUGCACGGUGACGGUGACGCACGCGCUUCGCUCGGCGCGGCUCUACAGCGGCCGCCCGUCCCUCGUCUGCGCGUCGCGCGACGACUGCGUCGUCUUUGACGAGCGGCGCCUGCCGCCUCUCUUCUCGCCGCCCGAUCCCUCGUCUUGGCAGGACGAGGAGCAGGAGGCGGGUUUCUCCCUCGUCCGCGUCGACCCGGCCCACGACGUCAGGUGCAGGGCGCACCUAAGCCACGCCGGUGGCCGCGGCGCGGGGGGCGGCCACCUCGAGCUCGACUUUGGCAACGAGACGGGGCGGCUCAACGGGCGGCAGGCGCUGCUCGAGUACCUGCUCCUGCUCACCGCGCGGGUGGCGGGGUAGCGGCGGGGGGGGGAGAGUCGCACACACGCUCCUGCCGCAUGCGCUAGCGCGCACCACCGACGGCCGCAGACCCCCACGAACGGCUACCCCCCCACACCGCCCGGCCGUGAGCGGUUAUAUGUCAGUACACGAACGCAAGUAGCGACUACGGCGUCUGAGUAC